This is a messenger RNA of Pseudovirgaria hyperparasitica, 2181 nucleotides long. Its product is annotated as PLP-dependent transferase. The record is from RefSeq and is a predicted model, not a curated record. The transcript has 2 exons. Bases 455 to 2098 code for a protein of 547 amino acids. Gene Ontology annotation, biological process: aromatic amino acid catabolic process; L-tyrosine biosynthetic process. Gene Ontology annotation, molecular function: aromatic-amino-acid:2-oxoglutarate transaminase activity; L-2-aminoadipate:2-oxoglutarate transaminase activity; pyridoxal phosphate binding. Lineage: Eukaryota; Fungi; Ascomycota; Dothideomycetes; Acrospermales; Acrospermaceae.
CUGAGCUGCGUUGCAGUGUUGCGGUGUUGCGGUGUUGCGGAGUCCUCCCCGCCCUCGCUCUCAUACCAACAAAAUGGGUCAUACUAAUACUGUAGCAAUCGCUAGGCCAAGCCUGGUCUGGUCCGGUCUCGGGCUAUUGUCUGUCUGUCUGUCAUAGGGCGUGUGUGCGUACGUACUACCGUAUGACUCUCUACUCUACCACCUGUGGCUAUUUUCGUCUUUUACUUCAAACGUCAACUUGAGCCGAUACAUACCCAUUGCCUUGGGUGAACCAGAGAAAAGCAUAGAAAGAAAGGAAGGAAAGAAACAUACGCUCGAAUUCUCGCUCAACUGACUUUGGCCUCCUGUCCCGUACCAGCUACCAGCUACCAGGUAUCAAUCAAUCAAUUAUUCAUUUACUGGCAGCUACCUACCCAGGUCCUCGCUGUACAUACAUACAUACAUCAACACCGCCAUGGCACCACACGCAGCAACAGAAACAACCGCAAUCACCGACACCGAGGGCAUCCCACUACCAAACCCACUGACCGCCAAGAUCCCUAUCAAUGAUAUCCUCAACCGCCGCGCAAAGGCACAGCAAGCACAAUGGGGCGUCGCAGCACCCACCAGCAUGGACGCAUUCAGAAUCAACAGACAGCAGCAGCAGGAGCAUAAGCCCAAGGCAAAACGCUGGGAUCACUACCUAUCGCACGAAACAACAUCGCGCACAGGCUCCGCGCUCAAAGACGCCGCAAAAUGGCUCGGCACACCAGGCAUCAUCUCGCUCGGCGGCGGCCUGCCCUCAAGCGAAUACUUCCCCUUUGCCUCGCUGUCCAUCAAAGUGCCACAAGCGCCCUUCUUCAGCGAAGCCGCAACGGCGCAGUCCGGCACCCUCCUAACAGCAGGCAAGCACGAUCUCGCCGAGGGGCUAUCCAUCUUCGACAUUGCGACGGCGUUCAACUACGGGCAGGGCUCGGGGGCCGCACAGCUGCUGCGCUGGAUCUCCGAGCACACGGAGCUGGUGCACGAGCCCGGGUAUGCGGAUUGGGCGUGUACGAUGACGGUGGGGAGCACGGCGGCGCUGGACAUGUUGCUGCGCAUGUUUACGCGGGCCGGGGAUGUGGUAGUGAGCGAGGAGUACACGUUUGCGUCGGCGGUGGACACGAUGCGGCCGCUGGGCGUGCGGGUGGCGGGCGUGGCGGUCGAUGCCGAGGGCAUGCUGCCUGCUGCGCUGGACGGGCUGCUCGAGGCGUGGGACCCGGCUGCGCAUGCCGGGGCGCGGAAGCCGCGUGUGCUGUACACGGUGCCGAGCGGGCAGAAUCCGACGGGGGCGACGCAGUCUGGCGCGCGGAGGGCGGCGCUGUAUGCCGUGUGUCGGAAGCACGAUGUCAUCGUGUUCGAGGACGAGCCGUACUAUUUCCUGCAGAUGGAUCCGUAUAGCGCUGGGGCUGAGGCGGAUACGCCUGCUGCUGCGCCUGCUUCGCUGGCCGAGUUUCUGGACGCGCUGGUGCCGAGCUACCUCCAUCUGGAUACGGAUGGGCGUGUGGUGCGGCUAGACUCAUUUAGCAAGGUGCUUGCGCCGGGCACUCGGAUCGGAUGGAUCACGGGCUCGGAGCAGAUUGUCGGGUUGUUCCGUAAACACGCGGAUUUGUGCACGCAGGGGCCGAGCGGGGUCAGCCAGCUGAUGGUGUUCAAGCUGUUGGACGAGCACUGGGGCCACGGCGGCUAUCUGGCGUGGCUGAUGCAUCUGCGCGCCGAGUACACGGCCAGGCGCAAUGUGAUUCUGCAGGCUGCUGAGCAGCAUUUGCCCCGGGAAGUGGUGCAGUGGACGCCGCCGAUGGCAGGCAUGUUCUUCUGGAUGGGUCUGGAUUGGAAACGGCAUCCCGACGCCGCGAGCAAGAGCGUGAUGGAGAUUGAGGAGCAGGUGUUCAUGCGCAGUAUCGAGCAUGGCGUGUUGGUGAUGCGUGGUAGUUGGUUCAGGGCGGAUGCAGAUAGCGAGAUGACGUCGUUGUUUUUCAGGGCCACGUUCGCGGCUGCGCCGUUUGACAAGAUUCAGGAGGCUAUACGGAGGUUUGGCGAGGCGAUUAGGGUCGAGUUUGGGCUUGUGCAGACGGCGUAGGGUUGGGGGUUUGGUGCCGCCGGAAAGUGGAGGAGCACUGUGGAUACAAGUAGCAGAUCAAAAUGAUUCACAGCAAUGUUUUU